Messenger RNA from Purpureocillium lilacinum, 378 nucleotides. NCBI's taxonomy places the organism in Eukaryota, Fungi, Ascomycota, Sordariomycetes, Hypocreales, Ophiocordycipitaceae. The record is from RefSeq and is a predicted model, not a curated record.
AUGGCUUCAGGCAUUGACCGACGUUGCCCUCGAUGGCGUCGUCACUCUAUGCUGUGCGGCUGCUCGCGUGACACGGGUGGUACGAGGAAUCGAGGACCGGCCAAUUGUGGUUGCCUGAUUUACGGUUUACAGUGCCUACACGCUUCUAUCCGUCCGUCCACGCGACGAUUUACACGCCGCAGCUUCUUUACAACCACAUGCGCGCAUGGCUGCAACGGGACGAAGAAUGGCCUCGGAAUGGGCAUUGCGGGCUACUUGCCAUGGUCCGGCCGCCGUCACAAGUCACGGCACAAGUUGCGAGCGUGCCGAUUCAGAACUUGGUGUCGCAAAAUAGAAAUACUUUUCUUGUCCCCGUCUAUAUGCUAUCCAAUCUAUUAA